UCCUGGACAUCAAGAUCUUUGCUCCGGCCUCAGACUCCAGGCAGGAGUGCUAUGCCUCCCUCCUCAUGUGGUUAAUUUCUUUCCUGAUUAAAGGCGAUUAGGCAGCCCUAAAGCCGACAGAAAUGUGACCGAUGGGAACAGAGACAAACAGUCCAUUCAUGAUCUCUUAAAUCCCCCAGGCAGUAUUUAGAGAGCCCUGAAGAGAGACCUGGGUCAGAACCAUCCCAUCACUGCCUCCGUGUUCUCCUCCCUUCCUCCACUAUGUCCUUCUCUGAAGCGGAGGUGCAGAGCGCCCGUGGGGCCUGGGAAAAGAUCUAUGUGGAUGCUGAAGACAACGGGACAGCAGUGCUGAUCAGGAUGUUUACCGAGCACCCGGACACCAAGUCCUAUUUCACACACUUCAAAGGCAUGGACAGCGCCGAAGAGAUGAAACAGUCGGAUCAGGUCAGAGGCCAUGGCAAGAGGGUUUUCAGUGCCAUCAAUGACCUGGUGCAACAUCUGGACAACACUGAGGCUUUUCUUGGGGUACUGAACCCGCUCGGCCAGAAACAUGCCACCCAGCUCAAGAUUGACCCCAAAAAUUUCAGGAUCAUCUGCGACAUUAUCUUGCAACUGAUGGAGGAGAAAUUUGGUGGAGACUGCAAAGCCUCCUUUGAGAAGGUGACCAACGAGAUCUGCACUCACCUGAACAACAUCUACAAAGAAGCGGCAGCAUCAGCCCAGAGAGGAACCAGCAGCCUCUACCUUGCCAUCCUCAUCAAUUUUGAGAGGGAAACUGCUUUCGAGCAUCUCCUGGGUCAUGGACUUUGCAGAGGUCAUUAUUUAAGAGACAAAGGAGUUGGUUUGGUUUUGAACUACUGUGGUGGGAGAAGUGGGGGAUGCUCUGAGCAUGGGGAAGAAUAUCUGAAGAAGACACAGGGAAAGCCCCAUCCUGGACAAGGCAACAGUCCCCCAGCACAGGGAGAGGUGCCUUGGAGGAGCUUCCAGCACAGAGGAUUCUGAUACUGAACGUGGUCACCACUGGAUCCCCCUGGGCAGGGGUGAAUGUCUCCAGCACCUGGAUUUUGCACUGCGACUCCCAGAUUGCUCUGGCCAUGCACCCAGGGGAGGGCAAACAGCACCAAGCUCCUGCACAGCUUCUCCUGACACUCCAGCAGUGACCAAGUCCAGAAGUGUUUAAUUGCUUUUCCUUAGACGUGGUGAAAUCAUCAGCUGAUAACUGCAAAUAACCACAGGCCAUUCUGCUUCACUGUAACGCAAUAAACAAAAGGAAAGCUGGUGCGUUCUCUCAUUCAGGCCCUGCCGGAGUGGCAGCCGGUACAGUGAGGGGCUGCUGGUGGUACAGGGCAGGGGGGUAAGGGAGUUACCAAGGAAUAAAACAUCUGUAGAAGGGAAAUUCAAUCUAGUAGAGCCAAGAAAACACUUUCUGAUUCCAAUUAUUACCUCAGCAAUGUAGAAAGAACACAUGUGUUACAGUUCAGUUUUGCUGAGCAAACGCAAUCACAGAAUGGUUUUAGUUGAAAGGGACCUUUAAGAUCACCCAGUUCCAAUCCCUUGCUAUAGGCAGGGACACCUCCCUCUAGACCAGGUUGCUCAAAUCCCCAUCCAGCUUGGCCCUGACCUUCCACUGCUUCCCUUAAGGCCGGCGGCAGGGGCAGCUUUGGUGAAACUCAGGGAAUAGAAAGAAACACAGGCAAAUCAAUACAGACGACAUCCUGCCUUAGAAGAGGGGGAUGUCAGAGAUUUUCUCCUUAAUGUUUCUAAAGUUAAUACUGAGAUAAUUUGCUGUCAGAUACUACUGAUGCUUGGGUAACCUGAUCUGCCACACCAGAGCACUUCCAGCCUGUGCAGCAGAGUGGAUUUGAGCCUGUCCAUGGCACAGUUACAGCAGUCAGACUGCACACGGUCAGCACCUAACAAGCAAUGGUUGGAUAGCAGUGAUUUUUUUUCCCCUCGUGAGCCAGCAGCACCCCAGGCUGAACCACUCGAUUCCUCAACAAACAGCAGAAAUAGGAACAUUCUGUGCUUGCCAUCCCCAUGUCAGUCUCCCUGCUGAUGCCUCUCCCAGUACAACUGGAGAAGGCACUGGGGACCACUGUCACCUCAGCAACAUGAGGCAGAGUCCACAGAGACAAAGCCACAGGAGAACUUCCUAAUUGCCCACUGAUGUUCCCUGUCUGCCUACACAGGAGAAAGAGGAGAGCAAGGGAGGGAUGGGGAAUGCCCACAUUCCCCUCUUCCCCUGUAUUUCCAGCUCCCACACAACAGUUUCCUGCUUUUGUGGGCUGGAGUGCAAAAAUGAAUCAAGAAGUAGGGAAAAAAAAGGAUCAAAACCAAAAAUAAAGAACCAUACAAAACCAAUGGAAAGUCCGACAAAUGCUUUUUAUAAGCUACUGCUUCCAGAGCAGCUCUAACCUGUCCUGCUUGCAGAACUAAGGACAGCCUGUAAAUGAAGGUGUCCUAUGAAACAUGGGGUGGAGCAGUGGGACAGACAGGCUGCACCGCCCCACCUGGGGCUGCACACUGCCAUCACCUCUGGCCCAAGGCUCAUUCUGCACUUACAUUUGCUUUAUGCUCACUGCAACUUCAUCCACUACAGAACCCUCCCAGUCAUGCAGUAAUACACACGGUGCCAUUUCCUGCCCUGCAGAAGCACCUUGCUGCAAUACUGAAAGCUUGCCAUAUCCCUGGGGCAGAACUGGUACAAAACAGAUGGGACCCAGGAUAUAUUUAAAGACAAGUAGCCCCCCUCCUCCCUUUUUAUCUAAAGUACACCACUACUGCUGUCAAAACUCUCAAUCACAUGAUGUAGCAGUUCCCUUCCAUAAUCAUUUUGAUCUUCCAGACUAUGGUAAGUCAACACCAUCCCUCAAAUGUCCAGCAGAAUAGAGAAAUAAUGAAAAGCUCAGGGCUUCUCCCUCCUGAAUACAAAGGGAUCUCAGUUCUCACAGAAGGGUUUAAAACCAUCAUCUGCACAAGCACAGUUAACAAAGCAGUCUCACUGACAGAUGUUCCACUGCAUCAGAACAGGGAACCAUCAGUCACCUUAACUCAGUUCUAUUCCAAACCACACUUCAGUCCUCACUUCCAAGAGAAAGCACGUUUCCACGCGCCAAUCAGAACAAGUGGUGACUUACCUUUGAUCUGCCUAAUGUUUGUGUGGCACUUGGAUAUCGUGAAGCUUCCCACCCCAGGAGAUCCUAUAAAUAAUGGAAGGCUCAGCUCUAAACACCCUUCUUUAAUUAAAAAAAAAAAAAAAAAAAUUAACAACAACAAAAAAAAGCAUUUGUAAAACUGAUGGCAUAUUAUCCAGAACUUGGCAGUGAGGAGUGGUAUUUUUAAUUGCAGUAUGAUUUUUUUCUUUCCUGUCUAAGCACAGCAUCUCUGGCCUGCAUGGGGAGACAGGUCCUCAGUAUUUCUGGAAUGCUAUUAUUGCAGGAGUUGGCAAUCCACUCAUCUGCAAUUCUGCUACACAAGAUGCAUUUAGAAAUGACUUCACCUUUGUCACACUAGCAGUGAGAACUCCAUUCUAAUGGUGUGAUAACAGAUUUUAGCAAGCGUUUAUCAGAGGGAUGAACACUGGUAACUCACAUUUACCAUGCAGCUGGGCAACACCAGAUGUCACAAAACAUUCCUAGGAAGGAAACUCACACUUAGAUUUCAAGUGAGUGUAAAGAUGUGGUAAGUAGGUAGCCAUUGUUAUUACACUGUUUCCACAGGAGCUUAAAAAGACACAAAUAUGCAGUGGUUGAGUAUGAACCAUGUUGGACACAAGUCCUCGCAGAGAUGUAAAGGCCCUGCUCUAGCUUGAUGCCACCAAAAUGCUGCACAGUCAUCUACUGCUUGACAAUUAUCACCUAUGUGUUCUGAUCACAGUGGAAAAGAUACUGAGGAGGAAAUGCACACAGUGAAUUUAUAGCUGCGUUGUACAGCUAUGAUUAGCUGGCCUCCAGAGGCCCUUUGAUUAGGGCAUAUAUUGUUAGAACCAGCUAAAAAUGCCAAUAUAUCAUAACAAACAUUGCUGCUGUUAUGUACCUCAGUGGUGCCACCUCAAGGAGGAUAUACUAAAUUCUAAUUUCUUUCUUCUGAAUGAAGGUAGAAGCUACCUGAGUAACUGAUUUGAUUCACAGCCAAGUCCUUGAGGUAAAGAGAGUUUAUACCUGAAUCACAGAAUCAUAGAAUCAGACAAGGUUGGAAAAGACCUUCAGGAUCAUCUAGUUCUACCAUCCACCCAUCACUAAUAUUUCCCCACUAACCCACAUCCCUCAGUACAACACUGAAAUGUUCCUUGAACACCAACAGGGAUGGUGACCCCACCACCUCCCUGGGCAGCCCAUUCCAGUGCCUGACCAUCCUUUCAGAGACAUUUUUCCUAACACCCAACUUGAAUCUUCUCCGCUGCCAACCUGAGGCCACCCCCUCUGGUCCUACUCCUAGCCAUAUGGGAGAAAAGGCCAACCCACCUCACCACAACCUCCUUUCAGGUCACUGUAGAGAACUGUAAGGCUUCCUCUGAG
Molecule: messenger RNA, 4517 nt
Organism: Lagopus muta (rock ptarmigan)
Lineage: Eukaryota; Metazoa; Chordata; Aves; Galliformes; Phasianidae
Product: cytoglobin-1-like
Exons: 4
Coding region: 262-1002 (246 amino acids)
Biological process (GO): oxygen transport
Molecular function (GO): heme binding; iron ion binding; oxygen binding
Source: RefSeq, a predicted model, not a curated record